This is a messenger RNA of Dendrobium catenatum, 1371 nucleotides long. RefSeq names its product dof zinc finger protein DOF5.6. The coding region runs from base 145 to 831 and encodes 228 amino acids. The transcript has 2 exons. The record is from RefSeq and is a predicted model, not a curated record. Gene Ontology annotation, molecular function: DNA binding; DNA-binding transcription factor activity. Gene Ontology annotation, biological process: regulation of DNA-templated transcription. NCBI's taxonomy places the organism in Eukaryota, Viridiplantae, Streptophyta, Magnoliopsida, Asparagales, Orchidaceae.
GUGGCUCAAUCCAGUUUCUCUCUCUAACACCCUCUUAUUUAUAACAGAGAAUGUGAGGAGUUCUCCGCGCGCUCUCUCUCUUCUCUCUCUCACUGCUUGCUUCACAAGAAACAGCUUCUUUUGAGAAGAACUUGGUGUGCAUGGAUGGAGAUCACUAAUGGCCACCAGUACCAGACAAUGACAAGCUACCCUCUGAAUGAAGUUGCACCAGUUCUGAGCUGCCUUAAAACAGCAGCAUCCUCACCUUAUCAGCUUCAUCAGGGGAUAAAUCCAAGCGCUCAGUUUCAAUUUCAAUCAGAGUCUCAGCAAGCAUUGAAAUGCCCAAGGUGUGAUUCACUCAACACAAAAUUCUGCUAUUACAACAACUACAGCCUCUCCCAGCCCAGAUACUUCUGUAAAAGUUGCAGAAGGUAUUGGACUAAAGGAGGCUCUCUCAGAAAUAUCCCUAUUGGAGGAGGUUGUAGAAAGAACAAGAAACCGGCUUCUUCUUCAACCUCCCCCUCUUCUUCCUCGAAGAAAAUACCACUUACUCAAGUUAACCCUAACUCUAACCUUGACCUCGGUCAUGGCUUCCUCGACGUAUUGAGGAGUGGGUUUGUGGGGUCCGCCAAUACAACAACCACUGCCAUUGGUGGGAUUCAAAGCCACUGUUAUGGGUUUGGUGGUGAUAAUGGAGUCACGCUUCCUUUUGAUGGUGGACUAAUUAGUGUCAGUAAUAGUACUACUGCUGCAGCAAACGCUAGUGCUGGUGCUAGUACUAUUCGCCAUGAAAACUGUUGGAGUGGAUUCUUCAAUGGCUUCUCUAACGAAAUUCAUGAUGGUCAUUUUUGAAAGAAAAAAAAAACUUUUUUUCUCUUAUAUUAAUUAGGCUUCAGAUGUGUUUGUGUUUUUUUUUUUUUUUUUUUUUUUUGAGCUUUGGAUGUGUUGCUUCAGUCUUCUUGUGUUAUUUUGUGUUGGGUGAAAUGAUAAAGUAUUUAUAUUGAAUGAAACGUUUUGAUCUAAGCCAUCCUUUACUCUUCAAGACUUUUUAUAUUUGGAGAAAUCUGAAGUUCUCUCAAUUCAACUUUUAUUUGUAUUCUUAUUGGUAGAUAGUUUAAAUUUUACUAUUAAGGGUUUUUUUGCAUUUUUUUUUAUUUUUUAAUAUUUGUUCAUUGUAUUUUUUUCAACUGAGAAAUUAUUCUGUGCGGAUGCCGACCGACAUCCAGAGAUCAACCAUAAUGUGUCAUGUCAACCAUUUGUUCGAUAUCGUGGCUCGGUACUGCUCAACAUCGCUCAUUCGCUUGGUACAGUAGCUUGGUACCGCUAACAUGGUUGCACAUGAUUCACUUAUGAAUAUAGAGCUGUGUCCGACUUCGGCAUAAAUUAAUUUCU